Molecule: messenger RNA, 1347 nt
Organism: Macrobrachium nipponense
Lineage: Eukaryota; Metazoa; Arthropoda; Malacostraca; Decapoda; Palaemonidae
Exons: 1
Coding region: 1-1347 (448 amino acids)
Molecular function (GO): nucleic acid binding
Source: RefSeq, a predicted model, not a curated record
AUGAGUUGUAGAUUGACCGUAACACCUCACCGACGACCGACCCGACGGACGUACCGUCACGUACGAGCCAUUCGUGGUCAUCUCAUAGCCAUGGACAGACAUCAGCUUCACAGCCAAGAAAAGGCAAUCAUAUACAACGUAAACAGGUAUUUUCUAGAUGAAAAGGCGAAUGGAGGGCCUAUGUUAUCCUACAAAAAAGCUCUCGCUCGGACAGCUGCUGCAACGGGUUUCAGCGAGAGUACAGUGAAGAGAAUCUGCAGCAAAUUAAAUGAAGAAUGGUGGAGAGACUCUGAGCACAAACAACCUGUAUUUUCGUCACCGAAAAAAUCUCGCCCCGCAACCGUCACUGCGUUGGAUGAUUCGGACAUACGCGUCAUUAGAAGGACAGUUCUGUCCUUUUAUGAAAGAAAGGAAAUUCCGACUGUGGACUUGAUCAAAGAGGAAUUAAAAGAAAGAAUAUCUUUUAAUGGCUGUCGUGAAUCCCUUCGUAAAGUUCUCAAGAAGGCAGGAUUCAGAUUUAGGAGGGCCGAUGGGCGCAAAGUUCUCUGGGAAAGGCGAGAUGUGACUGUAGCGAGGUCAAGAUUUUUGAGAGAGAUGAAGAGUCUCAAGGAGUCAGGGAAGAAAUUCGUGUAUCUCGACGAAUCUUGGGUCAAUCAAAAUUACUCCGUUAAAGGAAGCCGUCUGAUCAUUCUACACGCAGGAACAGAAGAUGGUUUUGUCCACAAUGCAGAACUGGUUUUUCAAACUGGGAAUGAUGGGGACUACCAUAAAAAGAUGAAUGCUGAAGUUUUUGAAAAAUGGUUUAGGAAUCAGUUGCUACCCAACAUCCCUCCCAACUGUGUAAUCGUUAUGGACAAUGCACCAUACCGUUCUGUGCAACAGAAAAAGUAUCCAAACUUAUCUUGGAAGAAAGAAGACAUAAAGCAUUGGUUGAUAGAGAAUGGCGAUCAGCCAAGUGAUGAUUUGCUGAAAUUGGAGCUGUGUGAACUCGCUAAGCGACAUAGUGAUAACGAGGGAAAACAGUAUCGGAUCGACGAAAUUGCAGCAGAAGCAGGGCAUAAGAUAGUGCGUCUACCACCGCACCAUUGUCACUACAACCCUUUUGAGCUCAUAUGGGCUCAAGUGAAGUCUUUUGUAGCCAACAAUAAUACGUUCAGUGUUGCAGACCUUAAAAUUUUAGCGCAAGAAGCACUGAAUAGUGUCACGGCGGAAAACUGGAAGGCUGCAGUGGGGCACGUAGAGAAAAUACAAGAAGAGGAUGCCCAGCAAGAUGUGGCUGUAGACAAGUUGGUUGACACUUUUAUCGUCAACAUGCUUGAUAGUUCCGAAGACGAGUUAUCUGAAUAA